AUGUUCCACGGCACCAGCGUUGCCAGUGCGCGUUUCAUCGUUACCCAUGGUUUUCAGCCUUCAACAGGCGGCAUGCUGGGAAAGGGCGUGUAUGUGAGCCGAGACAAGAAAAAGGCCGCGCACUAUCCGCUGAACAGUAACCCCAACGACCGCAUGAUCUUCGAGCUGCGUGUUCGCGUUGGCCGGGUCAAGCGAAUCGACCAGGACAACCACCCUUUGCAGUACACCUGGAGCGCAAAUGGCUACAACACUGCCUGGGUGCCCCCCAACUGUGGCAUGAAAUCUGUGCCCAGCGGCAUGGAGGAGGAUUGUGUGUUUGAUCCCAAAAGAGUGAAGGUGGUCGGCAUUGUAAAGGUGGUCUACGACGAUGACCCUCAUCGGUUGGAGCUGAAGGCCUCCCAGGAACCCAAAGAUCGAGGCGUCUACACCAUGUACCAUGGCACCAGCGUUGCUAAUGCACGUCUCAUCGUCGCCAAUGGCUUUAAGCAGUCACCAAAGGGCAUGUUGGGAAACGGCGUGUACGUAAGCCGUGAUAGGAAAAAAGCCGAACGCUAUCCUCUGAACAGCCCUUCGGAUCGCGUGGUGCUCGAGUUGCACGUCCGUGUUGGCCGUGUUAAACGUAUAGACAUCGACAACCAUCCUAUGCAGUACACCUGGAACUCGCAGGGCUACGACACCGCUUGGGUACCCCCCAACUGCGGCAUGAAAGCUGUGCCCAGCGGCCUGGAAGAGGACUGUGUGUUUGAUCCAAAGAGGGUGAAGGUGGUGGGCAUUGCUAAAGCACCAGACAAUGUUCUGGUAGAGCUGAAACAACUUGUCACCAAGAGUCUUACAAACACCAGCGGAGAAGACGAUGGUGCGGCAUCGUACAUCGGUGACGCAGCAGAUAUGUGCUCGCUGUGCAAGAGGAAGCAACAGCAGAGUUCUCCACACACCAAGCUACGAUGUUGGGGAUGUGGGCAAAACAUCUGCACACUAAUGAUCAAGCAUGUCUGUUCAGGGAGAUUUUAA
This is a messenger RNA of Nematolebias whitei (Rio pearlfish), 1011 nucleotides long. RefSeq lists its product as uncharacterized. Bases 1 to 1011 code for a protein of 336 amino acids. The transcript is spliced from 2 exons. Gene Ontology annotation, cellular component: cytoplasm. Gene Ontology annotation, molecular function: NAD+ poly-ADP-ribosyltransferase activity. The record is from RefSeq and is a predicted model, not a curated record. NCBI's taxonomy places the organism in Eukaryota, Metazoa, Chordata, Actinopteri, Cyprinodontiformes, Rivulidae.